This is a messenger RNA of Pristis pectinata (smalltooth sawfish), 2815 nucleotides long. RefSeq names its product beta-galactosidase-like. Gene Ontology annotation, molecular function: beta-galactosidase activity. NCBI's taxonomy places the organism in Eukaryota, Metazoa, Chordata, Chondrichthyes, Rhinopristiformes, Pristidae. Gene Ontology annotation, biological process: carbohydrate metabolic process. The record is from RefSeq and is a predicted model, not a curated record. Gene Ontology annotation, cellular component: vacuole.
AUGGCGGAUGCCAUCUCCCCAGCUCUACGUUCAUUUCUGGAACAUUUGGAUGAUAAAGACACCUAUAGUUCGAAACCUGGCACCUUCACUGUUGACUACAAAGAAAAUUGUUUCAGUAAAGAUGGCUCCUGCUUCCAGUACAUCUCUGGGAGUAUCCACUACUUCAGAGUUCCUCCCAUCUACUGGAAGGACAGACUGCAGAAAAUGUAUAUGGCAGGGCUCAACGCUAUCCAAGUGUUCGUGGCCUGGAAUUACCAUGAAAUGACACCAGGGGUGUUCGACUUCACCAAGUCCAGGGACAUUGAAAGUUUCCUCCGCCUUGCCCAGGAGACAGGUCUGCUGGUCAUUCUGCGUCCUGGACCGUACAUCUGUGCAGAGUGGGACCUGGGUGGUCUCCCAGCCUGGCUCCUGCAGAAUUCAACGAUCAGUUUACGAUCAUCUGAUGAAAGAUACUUGGCAGCCGUGGAUAGAUGGUUUGAAGUUCUGCUGCCGAAGAUGAAGCCUUUCCUGUACCAGAAUGGAGGACCCAUCAUCAGUGUGCAGGUGGAGAACGAGUAUGGCAGUUACUUCACCUGCGACUACAACUACCUGCGACAUCUCCACAACAUCACCCGAACCGUGCUGGGCCCUGAGGUGCUCUUGUUCACCACCGAUGGCAACCGGGUACAGGAGCUGAACUGUGGAACGCUGCAGGGGAUGUACGCCACUAUCGACUUCGGCACCACUGAAGAUGUCACCACCUCAUUUGAAGUGCAGAGGCAGUUUGAACCAAGUGGACCACUGGUGAACUCGGAGUUUUACGUGGGGUGGCUGGACUACUGGGGAGUGGAACAUUCUGUCAUUCCUGUCGCCAAUGUCACCAAGAUGUUGCAGGAACUGUUGGAACUUGGAGCCAGCGUCAACAUGUACAUGUUUGAGGGGGGCACCAACUUUGGAUUCUGGAACGGUGCUGACUACAACAGCAAGUACCGCCCCAUCACCACCAGUUACGAUUACGAUGCCCCUCUGUCUGAGGCUGGCGAUAUCCGUGAGAAGUACCACGCCGUGCGGACUGUGAUCGGCAAGUUCCGGGAUAUCCCAGUGGGACCGCUUCCCCCUCCCACCCCAAAGUUCGCCUACGGCCGGGUGGCCAUGACGAAGUUGGGGUCUGUGCUGGAGUUGCUGUACCUCCUGUCCCCCACCGGAGCCACCAACUCCACAUACCCCACCUUCGAGGAGAUGAAACAGUACUUUGGACUGAUGUUGUACCGCACCCUGCUGCCAAGAGACGUUGAGAAGCCCACUCCUCUGGGGUCGACCAAGAAUGCAGUGCAUGACCGUGCCUACGUCCUGGUCAAUGGGGUUUACCAGGGCUUGCUGGAGCGCGACAGCGUGCUGGAGUUGAACAUCACGGGAGGUAAAGGAGAUGUGCUGGACAUUGUGGUUGAGAACAUGGGCCAUGUCAACUUUGGGCCAUGCCUGCUAGACUUCAAGGGCCUGGUCAGGAACCUUUCACUAGCCACCACUGACCUCACUGACUGGUCUACCUUUCCCUUGGCAAUCGAUGACGUUAUUGCCACUGGCUGGCCUCACUCUGCAGCUCAGCAAGAGGCAAACCCAGCAGCCCAGGUCCUGGAUCCAGGUCAGGGCUCAGACGAGGCCCUGGCUCCGCUCCCGAGCCCACCUUGGCCUCAGGGCCCCACCUUCUACUGCGGGACCUUCUCCUCACCGGAGCCCCUGGACACCUACAUCAGGCUACAGGACUGGACCAAGGGUCAGGUCUGGAUCAAUGGCUUUAAUGUGGGGCGGUACUGGACAGCACGAGGACCCCAACAGACACUCUUUGUGCCCAAGAGUUUCCUCAGUGAGCACUCGCCAAACAAUGUGACAGUGCUGGAGUUGGAGCAAGGUCCCCGUGAUCCAGUAGUGGAGUUCCUGGAUCAUGUGAUCAUCUCGGCACAGACCUAGGGAGAGGGGCGAGACUAUGCUGAUUGAAGUGUGCUGCCAGUGGCUCUCACUCUGCACGGAGGGUCACCGGACUACUGCCAGUAUUUACACGCUUCCAACACAAGAACAAUGGAAUUAUAUUCGAGCAAUUCCCAGUCCCUUUUGGAGCAAUGUUGCAGCUUCACAUUAGCUGAACACGGCCCAGACCAGCCCUGCCUGAGUGUUACAGCUGUGCCAGCAGCCGGUGCCUGUAGUAUACUAUCCUGUACACUACCCACCAGCUGUGUGUCUGGGACACCGGUGGUUCGGUGGGUGUAGAUGGUGAGGCAAGUAGGAGUGAAGCCUUUGUCCCAAAGCCCCCUCUUGGCACCCCUGCCCCGCCCCCGCCCCCCCCCCCCCAGGGUUGUUUCUGUCCAGUCUCUUUCAGCAGGGGGCUUCCCAAACCAACCGUGACCCAACGGCAGCUGAGUCGGCCACAGCUGUGGUACUGAGGUCCUUGGGGAGAGCUGAUGGGUCUUGGACUGACCAUUGAUCUCAGUGCCCUGCUAUUAAUGUGAUCAUGUAAUAAUUUAAAAAAAAUAGUGUCAUGUGAUCUUUGUAUUGUAAAACUUCCAGUAAAUGAAGCAACUUUAUUAAAUAUUUGCAUUUCUAUGGCACCUUUACUGGCAACAAAUGGCCUGAGGUUAGGAACGUACCUCUGGUGUCUCGACAACAACCAGCCCACAGCAUCACUCCAGCCCCAGCACCAGCCAGUCAUCCCUGUGGGACCCAUCCCAUCCUCUGCACGAAGGCCCACUCCCCCCCGGAGCUCUGCCCACAGCCCCGCUCCCCGCCAUGGAGCCGCCCACAGUGCCGCUCCCCACCAUGGAGCUCUGCCCAUGGACCCCCU